AUGCCUCAAGAUUCUGUUAUUAACCCUGAUCGAGAAUUACUCGUGAUUGGAAUCAUCUAUACCGUACUCUCGGCUAUAGUGUUCCCAGUCUAUGUACUAAUAAUUCAUGCUCUUCAUUCAAGACACGAUCUUCGCGAGAAUAUAUCUUACAAACUGAUAAAUCUGCUCAACUAUUGCGAUGUGUCUCAAGCCUUCUGCCAUUUCCUAACUGGAAUUUUUCUGAUUUUUCCGGUGUUCAUUUCAAAAGUCGAUUUCUUUGUUAGAAUUGUUGGAUGCACAGCUAACACUCUUUGGCUAGCAACGUUUGUGAUUAUGGCUAUUUUAUCGACCACGAGAAUCGGAAUCGCUUUCUUUAAAACCAAACCAACCAAAUGGUCGCCAUGGAUGAUUAUUUCUCUUGUAAUCGGUUGUGUCUAUAUCUUUCUGGUAUGGGUCAUCGGUUGUAUUACUCAGAACUUCAUGUUGACUGGUCCCAAUUGGUCUUACGACAUGACCGUAAAAUUCGCUGAGCUUUUUGCUGACCUAGAACUUGCCCUAUGCUUCCCAACUCUUAUGCUCAGUUUCUGUUCUUAUAUUUUGAUUAUCUACAGUAUCUACAAGAAAAGGCGUGUGUCGCAAACAUUGUCGUCCUCUCUACGGACAGAAAUAGGAAUUCUUGUCCAGGCAACGAUUCUCACGACUUACAUGGCUCUUUUGAUUACUUUUUGGCACAAUGCAGAAUCUUGGUUCAAAAUGACCAAUUUCACUUUGGCAGCUCUAAAUUGUGUAUGGAUCUUGUUUUCUCAUCUCAACUCUGUUUUGCUCAUCGCCACGAACAAAGGAGUUCGAAAUCAGAUUCUCAAGAUUUUCUGCAAAUCAGAACGGUCUAGACAUACUUCCAGACUUGCUCCUUUGUCACACGUGAGCUCUGCAAUGAUGGUGGAAACUCGAAGCAAUGUAUGA
Messenger RNA from Caenorhabditis briggsae, 942 nucleotides. It is a transcript of the gene Cbr-srt-64, whose product is annotated as Protein CBR-SRT-64. Bases 1 to 942 code for a protein of 313 amino acids. Lineage: Eukaryota; Metazoa; Nematoda; Chromadorea; Rhabditida; Rhabditidae. The transcript has 7 exons. The record is from RefSeq and is a predicted model, not a curated record.